Prorocentrum cordatum is the source of this 2953-nucleotide messenger RNA. NCBI's taxonomy places the organism in Eukaryota, Dinophyceae, Prorocentrales, Prorocentraceae. The record is from the annotation of a GenBank genome assembly.
GGCACCAUCCUGCAUGUCAGACCUGGGCCAGAACGUGAACUGAAAGAGCUUUCAUGCGUGUUUGGCUGAAGCUGUCCACAUUGCCUCUGGAUACUACACAUCUCGGUUUAGCACUGCGCGUGCUGUCGACUUUUAUUUGAGUCGAACCCACGACCAUGUAUUCCAAGUUGGCAUCUGUGCUGGCCUGCCUUGCGUUCGCGCGGGCCCUCGACACCAAGAAGCGGGGUUCCUGCGAAUGCCUGCAGUGGGCAGGAGUGUAUUACGACCAGCUGGCCGCCUGCGGCCGAGGCAAGGAGCUUCACUUCCUCUCCAAGUACGGCUUCAGCGCCGCGUACGCCGCCACCGAGCCCAUCGCCGGCCUGCCGCACAAGGUGUGCAACGACUAUUUCAAAAACCUGAAGAACAACUCCUGCGUCAACGUUGACCUGUUGGCGACGAGCACAGCUGAUGAUAACCUCCACCCGGCGAACAAUUUCCCAGCCGACCCUCUGGCCGCUUCCCAGUGGUGCUAUGUGUCGAACGAUUGCGACACCCUGAACGGUGGCGAUUACGCCACCAACAUCAUGGGAUUCCAGCUGGGCGGGUGGAACAACCUCGCCAGCACGAGCAACCUGUCCUGGAAGAUCUGCGAUCCAGUCGCGGACGCGGGCGUCAUGAUGAAGUUCAAGACGGUUGCGGAGCUGAACGCGAUCGCCGAGGAGAGCGACAUCAGCAUUUCUCGCACGCUGCGGUUGGCCUACCCCGUCGUGCAGAUCACUUGGGCCGAGGCCAUGUACAUGAUGGAGGGCAUCAACGCUGCUUGGGACGGCGUCGCCACCUUGACCGAUCUGGUCGACGGGCUGACGGCUCCGCCCAGCUCCCCCGCCAGGCUCAUGGAGGUGCACACGCAGCUCGGCGACAUCGUCAAGUCCGGGCAGGGCUACAUCCUCGACACCCCGGGGCACGGGGACAACUUCCACGUGAUUAGGGGCCGCGAGGUCUACACCGUGACAAGGAUCGCGCUGGGCGACAUGGCGUACCUCGGCGGCCACUUCUACCUGGAGUUCGAGCUGAACUGCCUCAUGGGCUGCGUCACGUCCCGCGUGGAGGUUAAGGCUACUGCCCGAAGAUCGACAACGAGAGGUCCAGAAAGGCUCAGGAAAUAUUCAAGACGAGCUCGGAUGUCCACACGAAGACGCCACCAGCGCCCCAAUAGGACUUCGAGAGGGAUUUAGGAGAGCUAGAUUUUGAAAAUGCCCCCAGCAUCAGAACACCACUUGUACUUGACGCCACGCUUUUCCCAAGACGACCCCAGUAUGACUCCUGACAUUGCAUGCGCCCUCCCGGGUAAGUUCCUGAAGCGCUCUUUCAGUUCUCGUGCUGGCCUGGGUCUGACAUGCAGGAUGGUCACCUGAUGUCUCACGCGCUCUUGACCCGUUGGACCAGAUCAUCGUGCUUAGAUGAUGAUUUGCACGUUCAUAAUGGUUCAACACUGCCCAAGUCCGUUCCCCUUACUUGUGGCCCAUGCCCUGCCUGUCUAGAGUAUCGUGGGGGUCAUGGCUGAACGGACUGCUUGCCGUGCUUUCAUUCGUUUUUGGCUGAAGCUGACCCUUUGGAUACUGCACAUCUCGGUUUAGCACUGCACAUCUCGGUUUAGCACUGCGCGUGCUGUCAAAGCUUUUGAGUCAAACCCACGACCAUGUAUUCCAAGUUGGCAUCUGUGCUGGCCUGCCUUGCGUUCGCGCGGGCCCUCGACACCAAGAGGCGGGGUUCCUGCGAAUGCCUGCAGUGGGCAGGUGUGUAUUACGACCAGCUGGCCGCCUGCGGCCGAGGCAAGGAGCUUCACUUCCUCUCCAAGUACGGCUUCAGCGCCGCGUACGCCGCCACCGAGCCCAUCGCCGGCCUGCCGCACAAGGUGUGCAACGACUAUUUCAAAAACCUGAAGAACAACUCCUGCGUCAACGUUGACCUGUUGGCGACGAGCACAGCUGAUGAUAACCUCCACCCGGCGAACAAUUUCCCAGCUGACCCUCUGGCCGCUUCCCAGUGGUGCUACGUGUCGAACGAUUGCGACACCCUGAACGGUGGCGAUUACGCCACCAACAUCAUGGGCUUCCAGCUGGGCGGGUGGAACAACCUCGCCAGCACGAGCAACCUGUCCUGGAAGAUCUGCGAUCCGGUCGCGGACGCGGGCGUCAUGAUGAAGUUCAAGACGGUUGCGGAGUUGAACGCGAUCGCCGAGGAAAGCGACAUCAGCAUUUCUCGCACGCUGCGGUUGGCCUACCCCGUCGUGCAGAUCACUUGGGCCGAGGCCAUGUACAUGAUGGAGGGCAUCAACGCUGCUUGGGACGGCGUCGCCACCUUGACCGAUCUGGUCGACGGGCUGACGGCUCCGCCCAGCUCCCCCACCAGGCUCAUGGAGGUGCACACGCAGUUCGGCGACAUCGUCAAGUCCGGGCAGGGCUACAUCCUCGACACCCCGGGGCACGGGGACAAUUUCCACGUGAUCAGGGGCCGCGAGGUUUACACCGUGACAAGGAUCGCGCUGGGCGACAUGGCGUACCUCGGCGGCCACUUCUACCUGGAGUUCGAGCUGAACUGCCUCAUGGGCUGCGUCACGUCCCGCGUGGAGGCCCUCGACCUGGAGUCGCAGUGAGCGGGCGCCGCGGCGACGAGGGCGGCCUGUCGGCUCGGAGCCUCGGGGCAGCCUGCUGGCUGUUUCUUCGUUUCCUCCGCCUCCCGGCCUCGCGAGCGGCGACCAUAUUCGCAGCCGUGCCCUCGCGAUCUGUGCACCGAGGCAGCGAUCCCACGGGUGCGCGGCGCCGUAGACGUGCGCUUCGCGCGGGGCGUGCGCGCAGAGCCGCCCCGUAUCCGUGGGCUGUCGUGGCUGGAGAGCCCGGACCCGAAGGCCGUGCACACGGGUAUGUUUCCCGCCCACGAUCCCCCUCCCAGUCUUCUCCCUCGGCAGCUCCUC